AUGAACCGAGGUUCAAAUACACCUUUGGUUCCUGCAUUCGAAGACCCGGAAUCCGCUCUUAGGAAGAACAAGGAUAAAGCCGUUGAAGACACUAACCCGCCAAAGGAAUCACCUUUCAAAGACCUUAAAUCAGUCUUUGGGAAGAAGAAAAGCAAGAAAGUAGAAAUUUUGAAGAAAGCCAGAGCAAAUUUUGAGCAACAAGAUGAAGAGUCACUUUAUGAGGCAUGGGAGAGAUACAAAGGCUUACUAAGGAAUUGCCCACAUCAUGAUCUAAACAGUCAACAAGAAGUCUCCAUUUUCUAUGAUGGAAUGAAUGUGACAACUAGGCAGCUCCUUGAUUCACAAGGACCACUCACAAAGAAACCACCGCCGGUGUUAAAAGAGCUAAUUGAAGAAUUAUCUAAACACUCUAGAGAAUAUCAUAACCUAAGGAAUGACUCAACUCGAGGGAUGGUGAAUGCUAUUUCGGAUGAAAUGGCAACAAUGAUGAAAAAAUUGGAAAGCAUGGAUCGAAGAAUGACUAUGAUGGACCAAUCCAUCCAUGCCAUUAGAGUAGGAUUUGAAAACUGUAGAGGGUCUCACCUUACUAAAGAUUGUGACCUUGAAGAGAACGGGAACCAGAAAGUACAAGCGUAUUACUCAAGCGGUGGUAGGUAUGAUGAUGAUUGGCGCAAACCCAAGAAAGAAUGGCUACCAUGUGAUGAGUACAAGAAGGCAAAUAGGAAAAGUAUAAGCAAAAAGCAAGGGGUAUUUUAUCAAAAAGAGGAGCUGGUGCAUGAAAAGAAGUCAGACUUUGAAGAUAUGCUUACGAGAUUUGCAGUUGCAUCCGAGAAAAGGCACAACGAUACUGAUGCUGCAAUAAAGGAGCAACAAAACUUAAUGAAAGAGAACCAAAUAAUGAUGAAAGAUCAUGCAACAUUACAUAGGAAUCAGCAAGCUUCUAUUCUCAACAUUGAAAAACAGCUAGGACAACUUGCACAACAAAUAAAAGAGAGACGACUGGGUGGACUUCCUAGUAAUACCGAAAAUAAUCCAAAAAGCGCACAUAUAAACAUCAUGACAACUAGGAGUGGGAAGAUAAUUACUCCUCUGGCCCCUAUCUAG
Lactuca sativa (garden lettuce) is the source of this 1104-nucleotide messenger RNA. NCBI's taxonomy places the organism in Eukaryota, Viridiplantae, Streptophyta, Magnoliopsida, Asterales, Asteraceae. The record is from RefSeq and is a predicted model, not a curated record.